Messenger RNA from Salarias fasciatus (jewelled blenny), 4532 nucleotides. Its product is annotated as transcription initiation factor TFIID subunit 4. Gene Ontology annotation, cellular component: transcription factor TFIID complex. Bases 1 to 2847 code for a protein of 948 amino acids. The transcript is spliced from 16 exons. Gene Ontology annotation, molecular function: RNA polymerase II general transcription initiation factor activity; protein heterodimerization activity; DNA binding. The record is from RefSeq and is a predicted model, not a curated record. Lineage: Eukaryota; Metazoa; Chordata; Actinopteri; Blenniiformes; Blenniidae. Gene Ontology annotation, biological process: DNA-templated transcription; transcription initiation at RNA polymerase II promoter.
AUGCGUCUCGCGGACGAGCGUCGCUGGGUAAAGAUGGCGGCGGGCUCCGAUUUGUUGGAGGAUGUUUACCUCGACACAGAUGUGGACCAAAAAGUAGUUAGUGAGGUGGUCGGGUCUCUGGAGUCGGAGCUUAAAGGAGCGGGACACGGUAACGCAACAACCGAGCCGCAGUCCGCGGCGAAUCACGUCGGCAACUCGGAUUUAGGGAGCAGUUUCAAUGUUCAGGGCAGCAAAGUGAGAGUUUCACAACAAGCAGGGACAGGGGGGCUCGGUAACAUUUCGGGGUCCCACGGUUCAAGCAUGGAUGGGGCAGAUGGGGUCACGUCGGCGGCGGAACCGAGUGUAACCAAGCCGGGGACAGCGAGUGGAGUUGUUACUGAAACACCCCUUGCCGGGAAACCUCCAGUUGCUGGAAUUCAAACUUUGAAUGGGAGCACCGUGGUUAUGAAGUGUCACAUCCCCGGAGGCGGACCCGCUGACAGCGGAGGCUCCCAGCCCGCCGUCACGCUCGUUAACAACGGACCCGGUCCUGCGAGCAGAGGCAGCGGGGCAGCUGUGUCUGCAGCUCCCAGCAGUAUUAUCCGGACUACUCCGAGUGCUCAAACCUCUUCGACAUCCACUGUAAAAAGUGUCCCAACGGUCACGCUUGUGAGGCCACCUAUGCAAAAUAGCACUUCUCCGAGCGCUGGGACUCCCGCCACUGUCAGCACGGCGGGCAACAAGUUGGACUCUGCCAAACACAUAACACAGGCUGGAGCACAUGUGGUGGCUUCGACUGUCACGACUGGGACAUCAGUGAGGAGUCCCACAGUUGUGCAGACUAUAAGGACUUCAGUACCUUCAACAACUGCUGUCACUCCUCCAGGGGGAAUAAGACCUGCUGCUGCACAGGUUUUGGCUCCCAGAGUAGCCCAACCUCAGCAAAACGCACGGAAUAUACAGAACAUCCAGCUGCCUCCAGGCAUGGUCCUGGUCCGCAGUGAGAGCGGACAGCUGCUGAUGAUUCACCAGCAGACUCUGGCUCAGAUGCAAGCUCAGUCUCAAUCACAAAGCGCCAUGACUCCGCGACCCGCCGCCCCCGCCAGCACCCCACCUGUCCAGAUCACUUCUCUGCAGGCCCCAGGAGCGUCGCUGCUGGCUCGUCCAGCGACCCCCACCACCAUCAUCAAACAAGCUUCUCCGGUCCAGACCACUGUGACGGCCACCACCACCCUCCAGAGGCCUCCUGUUCUGCAGAACACCAUCGUGUUGGGAGGAACUGCCUCGACCGCGGGCCGGCCUGUAGGAACUCCCGCCACAGUCCACCCUGGAGCCGCCGCCACAGCAGUGAUGCAGAGGGCGGGGACCCCCGGCGCCCCUGGCGCUCCCACACCCAUUUCAGCUGAAACGCUGGAGAAUGUGAAAAAGUGCAGAAAUUUUCUUUCCACCCUGAUCAAGCUGGCAUCGAGUGGAAAACAGUCCUCUGAGACCAAGGCUAAUGUCAAGGAGCUGGUCAAGAGCCUCCUGGAGGCAAAGAUUGAGCCAGAGGAGUUCACCAGCAGGUUAUACCAGGAGCUCAAGUCUUCACCACAGCCAUAUCUCGUACCUUUUCUAAAGAGAAGUCUCCCAGCCCUGCGCCAGAUGACCCCGGACUCCGAGGCCUUCAUCCAGGACAGCCUGCAGCCUCAGUCGAGCACCCUGUCUGCCGCGGCCUCCACGGCCCUGACCGCCGUUGUUCUGCGACCUCCCCUCUCCACCACCGUCUCCGCCGCCACCAGCACCGCCACAACCAAAGCCACGGUCAUCAGCCUCACACAGACGCCCCACAGCAAACCCAGCCUGAUCGUGUCCCAGCAACAGAGCGGCCUUGUGAGGCCACAGGGGACGCUGGCUCAGUCCCCCGUGGUAACAAUAAGGGGGCCGACGCACAGCCGAAUCGUGGUGGGCCAGUCGCCGGUGGUCAAACAGCUGCAGACAGUUCCAGUGGUGAAGCAGAUGUUGGCUCCAGGGGUCAAAGGAGUACAAAUGAUCAACCAAGCUUCUCUCGCUGCAUCUCAGAAGCACAAACUGAAUGAAGCUGGAGGAGGAUCGUUCAGAGACGACGACGACAUCAACGACGUGGCCUCCAUGGCCGGAGUCAACCUGUCGGAGGAGAGCGCCCGUAUCUUAGCAACCGGCUCCGAGCUUGUUGGCAUGGUGACCCGAUCGUGUAAAGACGAGACCUUCCUGUCGGCCCCGUCACUCACGCGGAUCGCUCUGGAGAUCGGUAAGAAGUUUGGCGUCAGCGAGUUGGGCGCAGACGUCGUCAACUACAUCUCCCACGCCACGCAGCAGCGGCUGCAGAACCUGCUGGGAAAGGUGUCACUGGUGGCUCAGCAGAAGAACGUCACUUUCAAGGAGGACGGGCGGUACGAGCAGGUCAGCGACGUGCGCGCCCAGCUCAAGUUCUUCGAGCAGCUGGAUCAAGUGGAAAAGCAGAGGAAGGAAGGAGAGGAGAGGGAGAUCCUCUUGAAGGCUGCGAAGUCUCGGUCGCGGCAGGAAGACCCCGAACAGCUCCGACUGAAGCAAAAGGCCAAAGAGAUGCAGCAGCAGGAGCUGGCUCAGCUCAGGCAGAGGGAAGCCAACCUGACCGCCCUGGCAGCCAUCGGCCCCAGAAAGAAGAGGAAAAUGGACUCUCCUGUCCAGGGUGCGAGUGCAGAGGGCUCCGGGUCGGGUCCCUCUCAGCCUGGAGUCUCCGGCGGAGCCGGAUCCAGACAGUUUAUGCGGCAACGAAUCACCCGAGUCAACCUCAGGGACCUGCUCUUCUGUCUGGAGAACGAGCGAGGGACCAGUCACUCACACCUGCUUUAUAAAGGCUUCCUCAAAUAGCGCCUGCAUUGAAAUGACUAGUCUCACUUAGUGGCAUUAAGCCGGCGGAGCUGACCCUCAGCUCCGACCCUUCCUGGCGGCGCUCCCUUUGAUCGCCCGCCGCUGAAUUACGAGACCUCCGCACGUGGGAAGAAAACGCGUCGCGGCUCCGGAGAGACGUCGGCCUUUAAAAGCCUCUUCAGGCGAAAAGCCUUUUGAGUUUCCAGCGCAGCUACGCAGCAAAACAUUGGAACUCGGCCCUGAUAUCGGCGCGCCUCUCAGCUCGGCUCGCUCUCCGGAGACCAGCCGCACCAAACCACGCUUCACCGGCGCGCCGCCUCACGCCGCACACAGGAGAAUGUCCUCAACCGAGCGCUGCGCUUCACAUCUGGGGAGCAGAGAAAAAUAAGAACCAUCAAGUGUCAUUGCAGUGACAUCUGUGUUGUAGCAGAAAAUAUCCCCGAAGUGUUUGGAAACACUUGUUUAUUUAAGCAAUUAAGAGAGAAUUUAAUUUAUCUUAUGUUUAUACACCUGUGGAUUAUUUUCCAGACUGAUCUCGACGAGACGUCAUCUGCUGCGUUGCCUUCUUAACAGAUUAAGCCAUAUCGAUUAGAAUGUGUUGAUUAAAAGAAUCCUUUCUUCAGCGGUCUCAUCAGGUUUGAAGGAUGAGUGUAUUUUUGUUUACGCUUUAUAUAUUUCUUUUCUGUUUUGAUGCUGAUGAAGGAGAAGCAGUUAUUUAUUUGCCACUUCUUGGGUAUGUUAUACGUACAUGUGCUAUUUAAGUUUGAUUACACGAAUCCCUGAAAGAGGAAGAAAAUGUUUUUUUUUUAUUUCAGGUUAUGUUAAAAUUGCUUCAGAAUCGUAUAUUAUGUUCUGAACUUCAGGUGAAUCAAUCAACAGUGAUUUGUUUUUGUUUUUUUCCAAAAUGUGAUGUUUAUAAGCUUUUGAGGCCAAAUUUAUCACAAAAAUUGAAAAUGCAUGUCCACAACUACACCAGCGUGUAGUGAAGCAUAAAGGGCAUUUAGACGACUUAAAAAAAAAAGUCUGGUUUUGAUAAUAAUUGGUGUGUAAUGCCACAUGACUUUUUACUGUGACGGUUUGAGUUUUAGUCGUGAGAAGUUCAAUCAGACUCGACUAAAGUUUGGGAAUGAAGCCGCCGUGAGCUUUGUGAGCCGUUCCCACCUUGACAGUAAUUUUCUACAUUCUCAAUUCUGAACACAGUCUGGAGGAUUUGACCCUGAGUAAUGUUAAUGAUUGCAGCCAUUUCAGCGAACGGCGUUUUCUCCUCUGUCCGGCCAUUUUCCAUUCCUGCAGAACGGAGGGACGGCGGCCGCACUUUGACAGAUGGCUUUUCUAAAACCACUCAAUCAAGCGGAACAUGCCUACUUUGUAACCUUUUGUAUUUCAGUGCAAAAUGCUAAUUUGGCCUCUAUUUUUGUCAUUGAAAGAAAAAAAAAAGUUUAUCAGUGAGAUUUAUUAUUACUGUACAUAAGUUUGCAUUCUAUAGAUUUAUCGUUGGUCUUAUUCUUCACAUGUGUGUAGCUGUGUGACAAAUGAGACAACAGUAUGGUGCUUUUUUUUGUGCCAAUAUCUUGUAUAUUUUGCACAGUCUCUUGUUUAUAUGUGAAUAUCUGAAUUUAAGAAAAGUUUUGAAAUGCUAUUUUAUAAAGGACUGGGAGAGAACAGUCUAUUAAAACCAGGAUUGA